Molecule: messenger RNA, 2910 nt
Organism: Danaus chrysippus (African queen)
Lineage: Eukaryota; Metazoa; Arthropoda; Insecta; Lepidoptera; Nymphalidae
Source: the annotation of a GenBank genome assembly
AUGAUUGAUUGCGAUCUGAUUGACGUGGAAUCUCUGGAUUAUUCAGAUGAUCAGACAUGGUUAUAUAAAAUCCCUGAAGAUUCAGGACGGAAAUUAGAUAUUGAGGAAUAUUUUCAGUCCAACGCCUGGCCGGUUGUUAAAGAUGAUGAUUACAUCAGAACCGAGAAAGAAUUACACAUGCUAUUGGAUAAUAUUAUUAAAAAUGAAGUAUCAGCUCCAGAGAGGCAUAAGUUCGAUUCCCGGACUUACGUGAAGCCUAAGAAGAGAGUACAACGACCAAGCAUCCACAGCAUAAUGGAAGUAACAUCAAACACACCAUCUAUGUCACCACACCCGUCGUUAAACAUAUUCAAUAAUAAAUAUCUUACGUACAAUAAAUACAACAACCCGUUGGGACCAAUAAGUCCUAUGUUGAGACUGAAAACAUUCAAUGUGGAUACGAAUUCAGAGAACAGUUCGGCUGUUAAAGAGUAUUCUAUGAAACGAAGAAGUUUGGCUCCGGACGACGAUCCCCAGCUGGAAGAUUUAGACCUGGCUCUAGCAGCGGACCUGGAUCGAGAGGAAAAUACGUCUUUCAGAGCCAUCAACAUCGACCUAUCACAGCCGGCCCACAACUUACACAAUACAUUCAACAAAGGCAUGAUGAACGUGAUGCAAGAGAGCGGUAGUAUUAAUAUGUAUCAGAGCGGAGAGUCGUUGAUGCGAAUGUCACCACCGAGCCUUGUGUCGUCACUGGUUAUGGAAAGUUCUGGAAAUUUCAACGAAGAGUCUUUAGAUAGCAGGAAAUCUAUAUCCCAGAGGGAUUCUGGGUUGCCAACAUCAGCACGCGAAAGUCUAGAUCCAAUGAUGACAAGCAUGACUUUGAGUAUUUUGGAUGAAAAAGACAUGAGCACUAGCUUCCUCUCUCAAACAACAUAUCCUGACAACGAUAGUCUUAUAGACUCACUUCCCCCUAGCCUAGUUAGUUCAGUUAAUUCCUCGUACAUAGUCUCAAACACUUCCAAACCCAGAGGCGAUAAUACGGACACUAAUAUAUUUAGUUCAGCGACAUUCACACAUCUCGAACAAUCAGAGAAACUGCUAUCUGCUCGGCCGAGAUGUCAGCUAUAUAACAGUUUCAAACGAGACUCGAUAGUCAAAAACUCUGAAAGUUAUACGAAAUCAAGAGAAGAGGCGUGCCAAAUAGAUACUGGUAAAGUCUUGAAUGAGAACUGUGAUAAUACUUUAAGUCCGCAACAAUCUAUAAAGAAUUCACCGAAAAAUAAAUCAAACGGUGAGAUGAGCGAAACUAUAACCCUGCAUUACUCUAACAAUAAGUUCAAGAGGGACAGUGACGCGGAGAAGGAGAAUUUAAACGCUACGUUCAAAUGCGAUGACACUUUCUACAACGAUAUGGGCAUGCAAAAAAUUGAAGGGAAGAUGAGCGUUACUAUGGACAAACAGGAACUAAACGAAAUAAUACAAGCUAGACAGAAACUAUCGCUAGCAAGAAAAGCAUUACCAAGCGAACCUGAAGCUAUAAAACAAGAUUUAUCCCCAAUAAAGACGAUACAGCUUCCCAAUCAAACUAUCAUAACAGUGCCAAGACAGAGUAUGGAAAAUGCAUCGGAAUUACUAUCAAGAAGAAGAGCGAUGAAUUACGACAGAGAUGAGAACACAGCUAUGAGAGAUACACCGAAAAGAAACGCCACCUUUAAGAAAACAUCACCCAAAAACAUAGAGCCCAGUGUAUCAUAUGUGAAAAGAGAUGAAAACAUUAUUGAUAUUAACUCAGCGACAAUGAACCUUAUAGACUCCGCCGAAAGAACUUUGCAACAAGAAGAAUGGAAUCUCCAAGAGCGAGCUAUGAUCGGUUCCAAUGAGAGCACAAGCACAGACACAGGAACAUUCAGCUCGAGCAGUCCGCCUGAGAGUGUACCGGAGACACACACAGACACACAGAAAAUACAUUUAAAUAGCCAAGUAGCAUCAACACCUCUAACAACAUUCAAGAAAGGCAAAAGCGAAUUACUAGACUUACACAACACUAUAUCACCGAUAUACGAUACUAGCGAUGACAAGUCACACACAAUGACCAGUGAUAUGGAAAGGACUUACAACAUGAAUACAACGGUCAUUAACAGUGCUACUAUAAAGAAGACAUUGGCUAAGAGAGAUAUACUGACGUCGAGACAGAGCCCGGAGAAAAAAACACAAAGAUCGCCUACUAAUAGGGUCUCACCUACUGAAACUGUUACAUACGCUGCGAUGGCGCCACCGCCUACAAUACCAAGAAAGACGAAUCUGCCGACAUCGAAACUAAGACAAUAUAGCUCACAUAAAGAACUUAAUAGAAUACCUGUGAACCAGCCAUCAGCUGCUAGAGUAUUAGCUGGUCGUAGUAUGAUGAGGCGCGGCGUGUACGGCUCGAACCCCGCGCUCAGUCCCACGGAAAGUACACAUGGCGCUCCGACCUAUGUACAGAAUAACUUAACGCAGGCAUUAAACAGGCGAGAAUCAUAUAUAUGUAAACCUCAAGAAACUGAAAAAAUUGAACGACCAGUUCUCAUGAACCCACCGGCUCUAGUGAGACAAGGGACUGAGACUUUGAGACGAGAGAAACCACAGAGUCAACUGGUUGCUCCUAAAGAUUUGCGGUCGUCGAUAGCGGCGGUGUCUCGCAAUCAUUACGCCUCUCCUCCAACGACUCGCCCGUAUUCAAUAGCUGGGACGUCUCAAUUAAGAGUCUCAAGGCCGACAUCUGUUCCAGUACAGAAAACAGCGCCAGUUGUGACGUCAUCGGAGCCCCGCCCCACCACAGGCGAGCGUCAGUCAGGCCUCCCAAGACCUUCUCGCCUUCCUGCUCCAAGAAGAACUAUCAGACCUCCCUCCGUAUACUCUGUGGCGCCGACGGCCGACGAACAUUACUGA